AUGUCUAGCAAUCCCAACCAAGGCAACAGCGCCGCUGGAGGCAACGAUUACCUUGACAAAGCCUUCAACACCGUCGCUAGUAAAUUCGGGGGUGAACAGGGUAAGAAGAUUGCAGCGAAUAAAGGGUUGAGUGAGAAAAUUACCGAUGGAAUGCGCAAAGCCUAUGAAAAAGCAACGGGGAAGAAGGUUGAUCCCAAGAUUUCGAAUUGA
This is a messenger RNA of Bipolaris victoriae FI3, 210 nucleotides long. RefSeq lists its product as hypothetical. The coding region runs from base 1 to 210 and encodes 69 amino acids. Lineage: Eukaryota; Fungi; Ascomycota; Dothideomycetes; Pleosporales; Pleosporaceae. The transcript is spliced from 2 exons. The record is from RefSeq and is a predicted model, not a curated record.